CCGCGGUCGGUGUGUGUGCCCGCCCGGCGGCCGGCGGGAUGGAGGCGUUGCGCGCCGGGGCGGUUGUGCCGGUGCUGGUGGAGCAGGUGGUGGAGGACGCGCUGCUGGUCACCCUGUGCUGCGGAGCCCGCAGCUUCACCGGCAUCCUCCUCGACUGCAACAAAAAGUCCGGCCUGUUCUGCCUCCCUCCACUGUCUCCGCCCACCCAAGAGGACCCGCCGCCGCCGCCGUCUGGCCCGCCCUGGGACCCCCCGCCGACACCUGGUCCGCCCUGGGACCCCCCGCCCCCAGCUGCCGCCACCGCCCCCAUGCUGCCCCUCGGGCCUGUAGCCCCGGAGGGGGACCCACUGCCUGCGGGCCAGGCGCCCCCCUACCCGCCGUACUUCGAGGGCGCCCCGUACCCGCCGCCCCUCUGGCUGCGCCACACGUACAGGCAGUGGGUGCCCCAGCCACCCCCGCGGGGGCUGAAGCGGAGCCGCCGUCGCCGCCGUCCAUCCACACGGCCGCGCCCGCCAGGCCGCCUGACCCCCAGCACCAUCCGCCUGCGCCCUCGACGUGUCCUCUGCCAGAACUGCCAGACCACCCUGGGCCCUGACCAGCCUGCCCACGCCCCCCGCCGCCGCCCCGGGCCCACCGCCGCCUCGCCCUCGCCUCCGGCCCGCCGCCAUGGCCACCGCGAAGGGACAGCUGAGCUGGGUGGCGGGGCCGGCCGGGGGCGGCCGGAGCGGGGGGCGGCGAGGGGCAGGGCCGGCCGGGGCGGGCGCGGCGAGGCGGUGCCCCGCAGCCCUGUCAUCAAGAUCUCCUACAGCACCCCGCAGGGCACGGGGGAGGUGGUGGAGAUCCCCUCCCGCAUCCACGGGUCGCUCCAGCCCUUCUGCCCGCCACGGGGCCCCCUGGAGCCUGCCGCCCCACCAACCUCCAUCCCCAAGCUGAAGCUGACGCGGCCCGGGCUCCCGCCCGCCGUCCCUCCUCCACCCAAGAUCCGCCUGAAGCCGCAGCGGCCGGGUGGCGGGGACAAUGCCGUGUCCGUCUACAAGGCGGAGCUAGUCGGGGAGCCCGGCCUCCCAACUGGAGAGCCCCUCCUCGGUCCCCCGUCCCCGCCGGCCUUCUUCCCCGGCCGGGCCUCAGGGCCGGGCUCGGCCCGGGUGUCCUCGGGAAGCGAGGAGGAUGCAGUCGAGGAGGAAGAGGAGGAGGAGGACAGGGGUGACACCCACGCCGCCCGCCGCUUCCGGGGCUUCGGCCGAGGGCAGGCCGGCCGGGACGACCUCGCCUUCCUGGUCAAUUACCACAAGAGGAGGGCCGAUUCCUCCAGCCUGUCAGUGUGUAGCAAUGACAGCCUGGAUGAGUCCAAGUCGUCCAGCUCGGAGGCGGCAUCGCCCGCCCCUUGUGACUUCCUGCCGGGUGACGACCUCUCGGUGUCGUCGUCGUCGUCCUCCCGGGACGAGCGCAAGACGGUGCCCCCGCUGACAGUCCGGCUGCACACGCAGAGCGUCCCCCGCUGCGUGACAGAGGACGGGAGGACCGUCUCGGUCGGGGACGUCGUGUGGGGGAAGAUCCACGGCUUCCCGUGGUGGCCCGCCCGGAUUCUUGACAUCAACCUCGGCCAGAAGGCGGACGGGGAUCCCUCGUGGCAAGAAGCCAAAGUCUCGUGGUUCGGCUCACCAACCACGUCCUUCCUCUCGGUCUCAAAACUGUCCCCCUUCUCGGAGUUUUUCAAACUGCGGUUCAACCGGAAGAAGAAGGGGCUCUACCGGAAGGCCAUCGCCGAGGCCGCCAAGGCAGCGGACCACCUCAGCCCGGAGAUCCGAGACCUCCUGACGCAAUUUGAGACGUAGCCUGAGAUCCGGGGGCCAGGUAGCAGAAGAUAAGAGCACAGCUGCUCUCCUAAAAGUUGACAACUUGGGCAGACAUCCUGACAGGGUUGCGCGAGAUCUCGGGGCGGCCAUCUCCGGACCUGAGGAUGCGGAUGACUUUCACGCCGGGGACCGACACCCAGACCCGAAGCGAGACCAUUGCCCAGGAAGCCUGGAAAUGGCCCCCUCUCAGGAGACCAGCAACUACCAGAACUCUGAAUGUAUUUAUUACUUACCAGAAGAAAUGUUUGCUACCCUCUAUUGUUUUUUGUUGUUGAGUUGUUGUUUUUUUUAUUUUCCCUUCACAGAAAAUUCAGUUUAGAAAAUGAUUGCUGCUGCUGCUGCUGCUGCUUAAUUAUGGACUGUGCCCACCCAUAGUCCAGGAUAAAAGGCUGGGUGACACACUAUUCCGGAAAAGGGCUGUGGGAAACUGACGCUUGGGAGAACAAAAGCAGCGGACACUCCGCUGACACCGGGGUUGGGGGCGAGCGCUUCCGUCUUCCCAAAUGCUGUCGCAUCGCUUUUCUCCUCCCUGCACGCCAUCCCUCAGGCUGAGAAACAGGUGGAGUGGCAUUUAUCCCCAUCCGUAAGGAGGAGGGACCCGGGGCCCAGAGAGGUUGAGUGGCCAGCCCUUGGUCACACAGCUGGGGAGGGCCUUUCUGCCGGGCGCGGCCAAAAAGUCAGGGAUCAUGCAGCUGAUCACAACCUGCCAGGGCUCCACUGGGAAAUUAGGGCCGAGCGGGGGGCAAUCCGCCCGGAAUCCCGGACUUCCCUGCCCUUUUUGUGCUCACGGAAAAGCCACGCGACUAACAUGUCGGGGGCGGGAUUCCACUGGAUCCUUUCGCUGGAAGACCAGUGACACCUACCAAAUCAAGGAGGGGGUUUCUUUUUCAACCGAUAGAGAAAAAUUCCAGAUUUCGAAACCACUUGCCCUGAUGCUGGUUAAGGGUUUCUGUCUAUCCUUUUUGUUCCCCCCCCCCCCCCUUAAUGUCACUUUAAAGACCACAAGUAUGUGCUUGGAGGCAGAUUACUCUUCCAUCGGUUUUAAAGUAAGAAAAAUGAAAAAAAAAAGAAGUAUGUUAAAAGUUAUUAAAUGUACAGCUCCAGUAGUUUAAAUUUGUAUAUUUGCUUUAGUCAUGUGGACGGAACUUGAAAAUUGUCCCGAGGAUGCAGUUCAAUGGUACCGAACUUGCAGAUAUUAAAAUGUUAGUUU
Tachyglossus aculeatus (Australian echidna) is the source of this 3066-nucleotide messenger RNA. RefSeq names its product PWWP domain containing 2B (gene PWWP2B). Bases 39 to 1835 code for a protein of 598 amino acids. The transcript is spliced from 3 exons. The record is from RefSeq and is a predicted model, not a curated record. Gene Ontology annotation, cellular component: nucleoplasm; nucleus. NCBI's taxonomy places the organism in Eukaryota, Metazoa, Chordata, Mammalia, Monotremata, Tachyglossidae.